AUGACCCCGUGGCUCAUCAGUUCCACGGUAUUUUGCGAAUCCAAACCUUCCUUGGCCUAUAAGAUAUACACAGAGGUGAUAAGAGAUAGAUUGGAGCGGGAAACGGAGGAGAAAGGACUGUUGCCAGAGAGCCAAAGCGGCUUCAGAAAAGGAAAGUCAACGGUGGAUAAUAUCUUUGUGCUGAAUCAUGUGGUACAAAGAGAAAUGGGCGACAAGAAUAAAGAAGAAAGAGUAUAUACGUUUUUUGCGGAUUUAAAGGCGGCAUUUGAUAAGAUGGACAGACAAACUAUGUGGGAUACCCUAAGAAAACUGAAGAUCGAAGAGAAGAUUGUAAGAAUACUGGAGAAGAUUUACGAAGAGACAGAGGUCACAAUAAGGACAAACCAAGGAAACACAUUUUAG
This is a messenger RNA of Monomorium pharaonis (pharaoh ant), 402 nucleotides long. RefSeq lists its product as uncharacterized. NCBI's taxonomy places the organism in Eukaryota, Metazoa, Arthropoda, Insecta, Hymenoptera, Formicidae. The transcript is spliced from 2 exons. The record is from RefSeq and is a predicted model, not a curated record. The coding region runs from base 1 to 402 and encodes 133 amino acids.